GGCGGCGGCGGCGGCCCCGCGGCGCAGGGCCCGGCCCGGCCCGGCCCGGUGCCCUUUGCUCCGUGGUGGCUCUCUGAAGAUGUCCAACAGCAACACCACGCAGGAGACCCUGGAGAUAAUGAAGGAGUCUGAGAAGAAGGUGGUGGAGGAGUCUGUGAACAAAGCCAAACACAUCUGCAGGUCCCCCAGCAAGGAGGAGGUGGAGAAGGAUGGGGGGGAGGAGGUCAGCGUGCGCCAGGAGUCCCAGAGGCGACCCUCAAGCCAUGGACAUGCCAGGAAGAGAGCCAAGUCUAAUUCAAAGCUCAAGCUGGUCAGGAGCUUGGCUGUGUGUGAGGAGUCAUCGAGCCCCUUCGUAGAUGGGCUGCUGGAGUCCCAGGACAUCAUUCAGCUGCACGUCAGCUGCCCCUCGGACAAGGAGGAGGAGAAGUCCACAAAGGAUGGGGCUGAGAAAGAAGAGAAAGAGAAGAAUAAAGAAAAGGGCCCCAGGAAAAUGCUUUCUCGAGAUUCCAGCCAGGAGUACACAGACUCCACUGGCAUAGACCUGCACGAGUUCCUGGUGAACACUCUGAAGAAGAACCCCCGGGACAGAAUGAUGCUGCUGAAGUUGGAACAGGAGAUCCUGGAGUUCAUUAGUGACAACAACAACCAGUUCAAGAAGUUCCCUCAGAUGACCUCAUACCACAGGAUGCUGCUGCACAGGGUGGCUGCCUACUUUGGCAUGGACCACAACGUGGACCAGACUGGCAAGGCUGUGAUCAUCAACAAGACCAGCAGCACCCGCAUCCCUGAGCAGAGGUUCUCUGAGCACAUCAAGGAUGAGAAGAGUGCAGACUUCCCACAGAGGUUCAUCCUCAAGAGAGAUGAUGCCAGCAUGGACCGAGAUGACAACCAGAUCAGACUCCCCUUGCAGGAUGGGAGAAGGAGCAAAUCCAUCGAGGAGCGGGAGGAGGAGUACCAGCGGGUGCGGGAGCGAAUCUUCGCGCGGGAGACUGGCCAGAAUGGCUACCUGACAGACAGCAGGGGCGCCCGGGACAGCCUGAGCCGAGCCUGCAGCAGCCGGCAGAGCAGCACCGAGAGCGAGGCCAAGGCCCUGGAGCCGCGGCCCUGGAGCAGCACCGACUCGGAGGGCUCGGCCCGCAGCCUGCGGCCGCCGGUCACCAAGGCCAGCAGCUUCAGCGGCAUCUCCAUCCUCACCCGCGGCGACAGCUGCGGCAGCACCAAGGGCAGCGCCGCCGGCAGGACCUCCCGGGCAGGUUUGGUUCUAGGUGCCCCUGAAGCCUGCAGCCAAUCUGCCUCCUCCCAGCCCAGCCGUGGCCUCCUACCCUGCACAGCCCCCCAGCCACAGCCCCCCCAGCAGCCACCACCACAGCCCCAGGGACUCCCAGCUGCAGCCCAGCAGCAGCCAGCCAUCAGCAACCACCUGAUGUCCCAGCCGGUCCCAGCGCUGCAGCCUGUUCAGUACUCUCCAGGCUCCUGCCCCCAAGUCCUCUUGCCAGUCUCUCCACCCCAGCAGUACAACUUGGCCGAGGAGCUCAGCAACCCCUUCGGGCAGAUCAGCCUCAGCCGCCAGGGCUCCACCGAGGCCCCGGACCCUUCCUCGGCCAUGUUCCAGUCCUCCCUCAUCUCCCAGCACCCCCAGCAGCCAGGAUUCAUCAUGGCCCCCCCUGGGCAGCCCAUUCCCACCUCCAACUACUCUGCCUCAGGGCACACGGCCCCCACACAGCAGGUGCUGCAGCCCCAGGGCUACAUUCAGCCUCCCCAGCAAAUUCAGGUUUCUUACUACCCUCCUGGGCAGUACCCCAGCUCCAGCCAGCAAUAUCGAUCCCUCAGUCACCCAGUGGCCUACAGCUCCCAGCGCUCCCAGCAGCUGCCCCAGCAGUCCCAGCAGCCUGGUUUACAGCCAAUGAUGUCCAACCAGCAGCAGACCUACCAAGGUGUGAUGGGGGUGCAGCAGGCACAGCCCCCAGGGCUGCUCAGCAGCCAGAGGAGCAGCCUGGGGGGCCAGAUGCAGAGUGUGAUGGGGGUGCAGCAGGCACAGCCCCCAGGGCUGCUCAGCAACCAGAGGAGUGGGGUGGGCAGCCAGAUGCAAGGCCUGAUGGUGCAGUACACUCCACUGCCUUCCUACCAGGUUCCUGUGGGCAGUGAGUCCCAGAGUGUGGUCCAGCAGCCCUUCCAGCAGCCUGUGCUGGUGCCAGCCAGCCAGUCUGUUCAGGGGGGGCUUCAGGCUGGGGGGGUCCCCAUCUACUACAGCGUCCUCCCCCCCGGCCAGCAGAACGGCACCAGCCCUUCGGUGGGGUUCCUCCAGCCCCCAGGCUCUGAGCAGUAUCAGAUGCCACAGUCCCCUUCCCCCUGCAGCCCACCACAGAUGCAGCAGCAGUAUUCAGGCGUGAAUCCAUCAGGCCCUGGCAUGGUUGUGAUGCAGCUGAACGUCCCCAACGGCCCCCAGCCCCCCCAGAACACCCCCGUGGUGCAGUGGAGCCACUGCAAGUACUACAGCCUGGAGCAGAGGGGGCAGAAGCCAGGAGACCUCUACAGCCCUGACACCAGUGCCCAGGCCAGCACCCAGCUGAGCAGCCCCAUCACGUCCCCCACCCAGUCCCCCACGCCCUCGCCUGUCACCAGCCUCAGCAGCGUCUGCUCGGGGCUGAGCCCCCUGCCUGUCCUCACCCAGUUCCCCAGGCCCAUGGGCCCAGCACAAGGUGAUGGUCGCUACUCCCUGCUGGGCCAGCCGCUGCAGUACAACCUCUCCAUCUGUCCCCCCCCGCUGCUCCACAACCAGCCCAGCUACACUGCACACCAGGGGCAGAGUGGAAUGAAGCAUGGAAACCGCAGCAAGAGGCAAGCCCUCAAGUCAGCAUCCACUGACCUCGGGACGAGCGAUGUAGUGCUGGGCCGGGUGCUGGAGGUCACCGACCUGCCCGAGGGCAUCACACGGACAGAGGCUGACAAACUCUUCACGCAGCUGGCCAUGGCCGGCGCCAAGAUCCAGUGGCUCAAAGAGACUCAGGGGCGGCGAGGGGACGGCGGCGGCGGCGGCGGCGGCGGCGGGGACAGCUCCGGGACGGCGGAGAACGGGCGGCACGGCGACCUGGCGGCGCUGUACACGGUGGUCGCGGUGUUCCCCAGCCCCUUGGCCGCCCAGGACGCCUCCCUGCGCCUCAACAGCGCCCCCAGCCGGUUCCGCCUGCGCGUGGCCAAGCGCAGCCUCGACCUGCGCGUGCUGGAGCGCGCGAGCUCCCAGUAG
Dryobates pubescens (Downy woodpecker) is the source of this 3244-nucleotide messenger RNA. RefSeq names its product R3H domain containing 2 (gene R3HDM2). The coding region runs from base 80 to 3244 and encodes 1054 amino acids. The record is from RefSeq and is a predicted model, not a curated record. NCBI's taxonomy places the organism in Eukaryota, Metazoa, Chordata, Aves, Piciformes, Picidae. The transcript has 24 exons. Gene Ontology annotation, molecular function: nucleic acid binding.